Blepharisma stoltei is the source of this 480-nucleotide messenger RNA. Lineage: Eukaryota; Ciliophora; Heterotrichea; Heterotrichida; Blepharismidae. The record is from the annotation of a GenBank genome assembly.
AUGGACAGCGCAACCGAAAGACUUAUGAGAGACUUGAAUGAGAUGAGAUCUGAUCCUUUACCUUAUGCGACAGCUGAUAUUGAUGGAAACAAUUUCAGACUUUGGAAGGGAACUCUCAAUGGCCCGCCUGGAACUCCAUAUGAAGGAGGACUUUUCGAAUUUCAGCUAAAUUUCCCUGCUGAUUAUCCAACUAACCCUCCUACGUGCAAAUUUAUUACUCCUAUUUUUCAUCCAAAUGUUUAUUCAGACAGUGGAAAUGGAAAUGGAAAUGUUUGCUUGCCGAUUUUUCGUGGUGGCGUGGGCGGUGGGUGGAAUAGUAGAUUUACUCCAAAGACCAUUAUAAGCUAUAUAAUUGCUUUAUUAAAUGACCCAAAUGCAGCUGGUGGGUAUGCCCAUGACCCAACCACUGUCCUUAAAAGAAGUAAAGAUGAAUUUAUAGCGAAGGCAAGAGAGCAUACGUAUAGACACGCUAUGGGAUAA